AUGCCAUUUGUUAAAGAUUUCACCCCUGUUGCCUUGAAAGAUACCAACUUAUUCAAACCAAUCAAAGUUGGUGACAAUGAGUUGAAACAUAGAGCUGUCCUACCACCUUUGACUAGAAUGAGAGCUCAUCAUCCAGGCCAUGUUCCAAACAAAGAUUGGGCUGUCGAAUACUACGACCAAAGAUCUAAGAGACCUGGUUCUUUGUUAGUCACUGAAGGUGUUUUCAUUUCUGAACAAGCUGGUGGUUAUGAUAAUGCUCCAGGUUGUUAUUCUGACGAACAAAUUGCUGAAUGGAAAAAGAUCUGUGAUGUUGUCCAUAAGAAUCACUCUUUUAUUUGGCCACAAUUAUGGGCUUUAGGUUGGGCUGCUGAUGCUAAAUCUAUGUCUAGAGAUGGGUUGAGAUAUGAUGGUGCCACUGAUAACGUCUACAGUAACGAUAAAUAUGGUAUAUUGGCAAAGGAAAACAAUAUCAAGAUUCACGGACUAACCACUGAUGAUAUCAAACAAUAUAUUAAAGAUUAUGUUAAUGCUGCUAAGAGAGUUAUUGCUGCAGGUGCUGAUGGUGUCGAAAUCCAUUCCGCUAACGGUUACUUAUUAAAUCAAUUCCUUGAUGAAAAUUCUAAUAAGAGAACUGAUCAAUAUGGUGGUUCCAUUGAAAAUAGAGCCAGAUUCCCAUUAGAAGUUGUAGAUGCUCUUAUUGAAGCCGUUGGUGCUGAAAAAGUCGGUAUUAGAUUCUCUCCAUAUGGUACUUUUAAUGAUAUGGCUGGUGGUAAGAAUUCCUUGAUUGUUGCUCAAUUCGCUUAUAUCAUUGGUGAAUUGGAAAAGAGAGCUAAGGCUGGUAACCGCCUUGCUUAUAUUCAUUUAGUGGAACCUCGUGUCACCAACCCAUUCUUAACCGAAGGUCAAGGUGAAUAUUUGGAUGGUACAAAUGAUUUUGUAUACUCCAUUUGGAAGGGUAUCAUUAUUAGAGCUGGUAACCUAGCUUUACACCCUGAAAUCGCUAAGGAUUUAUUGAAGGAUGAUAGAACAUUGUUGGGUUACGGUAGAUUAUGGAUUGCUAACCCAGAUUUGGUUGACAGAUUGGAAAAAGGUUUACCGUUGAACAAAUACGAUAGAGAUUCAUUCUAUUCCAUGACUUCUGAAGGUUACUUAGAUUACCCAACCUAUGCCGAAGCCAUUAAAUUGGGUUGGGACAAAAAAUAA
Molecule: messenger RNA, 1203 nt
Organism: Henningerozyma blattae CBS 6284
Lineage: Eukaryota; Fungi; Ascomycota; Saccharomycetes; Saccharomycetales; Saccharomycetaceae
Product: alkene reductase
Exons: 1
Coding region: 1-1203 (400 amino acids)
Molecular function (GO): NADPH dehydrogenase activity; FMN binding
Source: RefSeq, a predicted model, not a curated record